Messenger RNA from Sphaeramia orbicularis (orbiculate cardinalfish), 5038 nucleotides. RefSeq names its product band 4.1-like protein 1. Gene Ontology annotation, biological process: cortical actin cytoskeleton organization; actomyosin structure organization. Bases 329 to 4357 code for a protein of 1342 amino acids. Gene Ontology annotation, cellular component: cytoskeleton; plasma membrane. Gene Ontology annotation, molecular function: structural molecule activity; actin binding. The transcript has 25 exons. The record is from RefSeq and is a predicted model, not a curated record. Lineage: Eukaryota; Metazoa; Chordata; Actinopteri; Kurtiformes; Apogonidae.
UCCCCUCCUACCUCCCCGCAUCUGACAGCGUCCCUCCCUCUCUCCCUCUCUCUCCUCCUCCUCCGCCUCCUCCUCCUCUUCUCAUUAGGCUUUUCACCGGCAAAACACCGACACACUCCCUUUCCCUUUACCCGGGUAAUAAACACGGAGCGGCGGCUGGAGCUGGAUUGACCUCCCGGUGCGCACCAUCCAUGGUCCUCCCUUGGAUGUCCUUCUGACAGGAGGGUUGGUGUGACUUUGCUGAAGCGACAGAGGCGGGUCUUACGUCUGAGGGGAAGUGUACGUGAUCUGGAGUCCUCCCAUCCACCAGGGGGCAGCAGCAGCAGGCAUGCAGGACUCAACCUCAGACAGCAAGAUGGCCAAACAGGAGCAGAACUCUAAACAUCUAGACGACCACAAAGAAAUGGACGACAUGUCGGAGAAGACAUCCCCAAACAAGAACCUGAAAUCCCCCCAGAAAGGCUCCAAACGCCUCAAAACCGUCCCCUUCAAAAUGACUCUGCUCGACUCCUCGGAGUUUGAAGGAGAAAUCGAGAAACACUCUAAAGGACAGACCCUGAUGGACAUGGUCUGUGAACACCUCAACCUGCUGGAGAAGGACUACUUCGGUCUGACCUUUGCUGACACUGACACCCAGAAGAACUGGUUGGACCCCUCCAAGGAGAUCAAGAAGCAGAUGCGCAAUUCUCCGUGGCUCUUUGCCUUUGCUGUCAAGUUCUACCCUCCAGAUCCGUCCCAGCUCAUGGAGGAUAUCACCAGAUACUACCUGUGUCUGCAGCUGAGGGACGACAUGCUGUCAGGACGCCUGCCGUGCUCCUUCGUCACUCACGCCCUCCUGGGCUCGUACACCGUCCAAGCCGAACUGGGUGACUACGACCACGAUGACCACGGAUCCGACUACGUCAGUGAUUUUCGCUUUGCACCCAAUCAGACGCGUGAGCUGGAGGAGAGGGUGAUGGAGCUUCAUCGAAACUACAAGGGGAUGACUCCAGCAGAGGCUGAAAUUAACUUCUUGGAAAACGCAAAGAAACUGUCCAUGUAUGGAGUGGACCUCCAUCAUGCUAAGGAUUCUGAAGGGAUUGACAUAAUGCUGGGUGUCUGCGCCAACGGCCUGCUGAUUUAUCGUGACAGGUUAAGGAUCAACCGCUUUGCUUGGCCCAAGAUCCUGAAGAUCUCAUAUAAGAGGAGCAACUUCUAUAUCAAGAUACGACCUGGAGAGUAUGAACAAUUUGAAAGUACCAUCGGUUUUAAGCUUCCAAACCACAGAGCUGCCAAGAGGCUGUGGAAGGUCUGCAUUGAGCAUCACACAUUCUUCCGGUUGGUGUCUCCAGAGCCUCCUCCAAAGGGCUUCUUAGUUAUGGGUUCCAAGUUUCGUUACAGUGGAAGGACACAGGCUCAGACCAGACAAGCCAGUGCCCUCAUAGACCGUCCUGCCCCACACUUCGAACGAUCAACCAGUAAGAGAUAUCUGCUGUCCAGGAGCUUGGAUGGAGAAUUCUCACGGCCGGUAUCGUCCAUGUGUGAGAACCACGACAGCCUAUCCCAUCGCAGCAUCAGCGAACAGCGGCGCCUCCGCAGCCCGUCUGUGGACGAGCAGGAGACCGAGCUGGAACCCAGUUUGGAACAGGACGAGGAGGAGAGGGAGCAAGAACAAGACCGGGAGAUGACACAAGACAAUGAGAAUGACGGGAACAUGACCCCAAGCAAAAAGAAAGAAAUCAUGGAGGAGGCUGGGUCACCAGUUGACAGUAAACAGGAGCUCUGUCAGUUGGACCAGGAGACCACUCCUCGGCACAAACAGGAGUUUUUGGAUAAGUCACAGGAUGUGUUGCUGAAGCAUCAGGCCAGUAUAAAUGAACUGAAGCGAGCCCUGAGGGAACCCAACAGCAAGCUGAUGAACCGGGAGAAACGUCUGUCGGCGACCUCCCCGACUGGUACUCCGGAGAAGAAGGCUUUGGUGGGCCGAGCAAUGGGAAAGGACCCUGUUAACAGCCUGGCUGUUGAGGGUUUCAUCCAGAAGACUCUGGUGACUUCACCUGAGGGCUCUGAGGAGUGGGUAUUGAUUGAAAAACAAGAAAGUUAUCAACAGGACCUUGACUGGAAGGCAGAAGAAAAGAACAAACCUCCCACCUCCCCUCCUUUCACAUCUGAUUCCUCUUGGGAGCAGAAGGAACUGGAGAUAGAUGUUACCAAGAUGAGGCAUACGGAGGUGACAGGGUGUGACAGAAAAGAAAUGAAAAGCCAUAUUGAUGGAUUCCCAUCAACAAAAGUGUCCAGAGAGGCUGAUGUAUGCGGCGAGCCAUGGUCGACAAACAAAAGUCGUUUUGUGAUUCAAUUAUCUGAGAAUGCAGACUUAUUUCAAGAUAAAUCUCAAAGUAAACCUUCUCAAGCCUCAGACCCUGAGGCAAACAACAAUGUGGCCCCAGGCUCGCGCCAGAUAAAAGAACAUACAGCUUCUAAACCAAGGAAAAAAAGAAGACCCCAGAGCUUAAACCUUGGAAUGUCUGCAGAGCUUGCCUACAAGAAGGGAGGCAGUGAUUCAACAGGAGAGGAAAAUGAGGGCUCAGAGUCAGAUGACAGUCCAGAGACGACAUCUGAAACAGGAAAUCAUUGUGAAUCGUCUCCAGUGAUAUCUAUGAAAGAUGAUCAGGGAUCAGGAAAGGAUCAGGCUGUCAGACUUAAUAAAAACAGCAAGGAAGAUGAUCUAUCAGUAGGAGAGAGCAGGGAGGUGUCCAAGCAAGGGGCAGAGCUUGUAAAGAAAAUAGUGAGCCAAGUUGGGACAGCAGAUAUUGAUUUAAGCUCAGUCAACGGACCUGGAAAAGUAGAACAUGAGAGUUCAUUAACAGGUGUUAAAGGGGACUAUGUGAUGAAGGUACGAGGAAAGGGUCUUAUUGACAACAAAGAGCUAGCUGAGGUGAAGCUGCGACAGGUCAGGACACAUGAGAGGAAGAUCAGCAGUUCUGGAGGGGAGGAUAUCGACAGCGUUCUGGGAGACAGAGGACAGAGGACAUCUUUCCACCGACUGUCAGGCAGCCAUCAGUCGGAAAUCACUCGGAUUGUACCUCUUAAGCCUGAACGCUCAAAGAGUGUAGCAUGUAAGGAUGAACGGGACAGAACAGGACACGACGAACCCACAAGAAUCAUCAGACGAGAGUACCGCUGGUCGGUCGGCUCUCCGGAGGGGUCCUCAGACCUGAACUGGACCGAUGUCUCCUCAUUCCACCCAGAGUUUGCAUCAGAUCUAGACACCAAAACAGAACACGACGAUAGCUUUCAGUCUGGUCGAGGACCAACAGAGAGUCAUUCAUUUGGCUCAAAGAUUUCAGCGCUUCCCAAAAUGGCUCCUCCAGCGCCGCCGGUGAAAACACAGAAGGCCAGGGAGUCUGGACUGAUACUGCGGAACAGCCGAAACGCCGGCAGGGAGCCGAGCCUGGACGCAGCCAAGAAGAGACACUCGGAGCCCGUCUCGACUCCUGCCAUUUAUGAAGAGCCAUUUGCCGAUUUCAAGAAGGAGCUGGUGGACCGGAGACCCCCACCCAACGUGGCCUCAGAGGAGGAGCAGGAGCGUGACACUGUGGCCUCCAUGAGGGAAACCCACCUGGGCAUCGAGCGGAAGUGCUCCAGCAUGACAGUCAGCUCCACGUCCAGUCUGGAGGCGGAGGUGGACUUCACCGUCAUCACCGACCUCCACCCGGGCGUGGACGACUUCUCCAGGGGCAUCGUCGAGCUGGGGGAGAGGGAGCGGCAGCCGGAGGUGGGCCGCGAGGACUUCGAGGAGACUUCCAGGUUCUACUCGGCCCGUCUGAUGGGCUCCAGGGACAAGUCGCCCAUAGAGGAGAAGCUUCCAGAGGAGGGGACGCAUCCAGAGCCUCCGGUGGCGAAGAAAGACCCCAACUCUGUAAGUAUGGCCCAUAUGUUGAAGAGGACGGACAUGAAGCCAGAGACGCACACGAAUGGAUCAGAAGUCCACCACGGUAUCAUGAACGCGUCACCACAGAACUAUGGAGUCGUCAGCCCGAGGGAGGCUCCUGCCGCCGUGAAGGAAAAUGGCUCCCCAGUAAAAGCUGCCACUGUGGGGAGGGAGUCUGUUGUGUCCCCGCUGACCAUCACCGCUGAGAGUGUCACCUCAGCAACCACAACUCAAGUUACCAAGACUGUGAAGGGAGGCUACUCAGAAACCAGAAUCGAGAAGAGGAUUAUAAUUACAGGAGACGAUGACGUGGACCAACAUCAGGCGCUGGCCAUGGCCAUCCAGGAGGCCAAGCAGCAGCAUCCUGACAUGUUGGUGACGAAAGCAGUGGUUAUCAGGGAAACAGAGUCUCCCACUGAGGAGCUGCAGCAGAGAGAACAGUCCUGAUGGGUCAUGGUGGCUCCUGAGAGGGGACGGGGUGGAGCCCCCUGGAGGCCCAUGGAGGCCCCGCAGUACGCCACCAACCUGACAAACAGGACUGUCCACCCCACUGUGGAAACACCCACACCAGAACUGACUGCCUUCCACCACACCUCCACUCCUGUCCCUUUAGACAAAUCAACUGUGACCCCGCCUCCUCGUCCUGUCUCGGCCAAUCCCAGCCCUCCACUUUCUUCCAGGAGAGAAAACGCAUCAGAUGGUUUUACCCUUUGGUUUUAGUGGAGUUUUAAGAUUAGACGUGAAACUCGAUUACAGCUGUUAAUAUAUAGAUUUACCUCCGUUACAGUCAUUUGUUUGACAGUUUACUCCUGUUAUUUAAUCUGACACAUUUUGACUUUUAUAAACUCUGUCCCCGUCAGCCUCCACGCCCUCUACCGCAGAUUACUUAUUCCUAUUUUAAGGUCAUAAAUACGUGCCCUGUGCUACUGUUAUAUAUGAAACAACUACAAUAAGAGCAGAGGAAGACUUGGACAGUGCUGGUGGGAGUUCAGUAUAAUCAGCUGUCUUAUUAGCUUUUUACAUUUUUAUCUAUAGAGGAUCUAAUUUAUGUCCAGUGUUUGCUUGUUUAUGAGAUAUGUAUAAUAUCAGAUGACUAUAAUCUGCAUGAUUCAAUACAAAAAAAAAAAA